AUGAUUAUAAAAAAGUUUAUAUUAUUAAAUUUUUUUUUACUAGUAGUUUUUUUAUAUAAACAUUUAAAAAGUGAUUUUUUCGUAUGUAAAUGCUUUGAAUCAUCUGUUAAAAUAAUUGAAGAGAAGAGAAAUGAUUAUGUAUUAGAUGAUGCCAUACAUACUAUUUUAAUGCAUGCGCCUGAAGAAAAUGGAGUAUUCAUUCAUAAUAGUAUUAACAAAAUAAUGAGUAAAAGAUAUAUUAAUUUUAAUGUAAGAAAAAUAUUAAUCAGAAUAUCUUCUUUAAUUAAAAGUAGAAAAUUAGAUUAUUUAUGUGAUCCGAGUCAAUUAAUAAUUAUAAUAGGAGUUCCUCAAAUUAUAUCUAAUGCUGAAUUAUUAGAAGAUAUAAAGUUAUAUAAAUUAAAAAAAUUAAUAGAAAAUAUUGUAAAUUCUAUAGUAAUAUGUAAACCUAAAAAUCAUGAAAAGAUGUUUUACUUAGAAUUAAGUGGAUGUCAAUCACAAUCGGAUCAAGAAAUAAUUUUUGAUAAUGGAAAAUAUGAAAAAAAAGGAAAUUUGCAAUUAAAACCGAGAAAUAAAUUUUUUAGUAUACUCUUAAAUUGCUCAGUUGAUAACCUUGGUUCUGGGGAUAAAACAAUGAAAUGUGUUAACAAAGAGUUAGCCAAAAAAAAUUCUAAAAUUUCAGAAAGUUGUUCAAAAUGCUUUGAGAAUUCAGUUAAUUGUGGAAAAUCAAAUUGUUGGUUAUCUUGUUUAUUUAGUAAUCCAUGUUCAGAUAGUUGUUUUAACUGUGGAGUAAAUUAUUGUAAAAAAGAAUUAAUCAAUUGCACUGGAUUACUAAAUUUACCAGAUGCAUGCGUUUAA
This is a messenger RNA of Plasmodium relictum, 855 nucleotides long. Its product is annotated as conserved Plasmodium protein, unknown function. The record is from RefSeq and is a predicted model, not a curated record. Bases 1 to 855 code for a protein of 284 amino acids. NCBI's taxonomy places the organism in Eukaryota, Apicomplexa, Aconoidasida, Haemosporida, Plasmodiidae. The transcript has a single exon.